This is a messenger RNA of Pterocles gutturalis (yellow-throated sandgrouse), 504 nucleotides long. RefSeq names its product ceramide synthase 1 (gene CERS1). Lineage: Eukaryota; Metazoa; Chordata; Aves; Pterocliformes; Pteroclidae. The transcript has 3 exons. The record is from RefSeq and is a predicted model, not a curated record. Gene Ontology annotation, biological process: ceramide biosynthetic process. Gene Ontology annotation, molecular function: sphingosine N-acyltransferase activity. The annotation marks the transcript as partial. Gene Ontology annotation, cellular component: membrane.
GCCCUUCGGGGAAUGGUGCAACCUGCAGCCGAAAGAUGCCGCCAAGAUGCCUGAGAGCGCCUGGAAGCUGCUUUUCUACACGAUAUCCUGGUCCUACGGCAUCUACCUGCUCUUCUUCACCGACUACCCCUUCUUCCACGACCCGCCGUCCGUCUUCUACGGCUGGAAGAAGGGCAUGGACGUGCCCACGGACAUCGCCAUCGCCUACCUGUUGCAGUGCAGCUUCUACGGCCACUCCAUCUACGCCACCGCCUAUAUGGACACGUGGCGCAAGGACUCCGUGGUCAUGCUCCUCCACCACGUCGUCACGCUGACCCUCAUCGCCUUCUCCUACGCGUUCAGGUACCACAACGUGGGCAUCCUGGUGCUCUUCCUGCAUGACGUCAACGACGUGCAGCUGGAGUUCACCAAGCUCAACGUCUACUUCAAGCACCGGGGGGGCGUCUAUCAUCGCCUCAACGACGUCAUCUCCAACAUCGGCUGCCUCACCUUCAGCGUCAGCUG